Dermacentor andersoni is the source of this 499-nucleotide messenger RNA. RefSeq lists its product as uncharacterized. The record is from RefSeq and is a predicted model, not a curated record. NCBI's taxonomy places the organism in Eukaryota, Metazoa, Arthropoda, Arachnida, Ixodida, Ixodidae.
CAGCGUAGUGCGCGCAGGACCAUGUGCAGGGCUGCUCUCUUCUCGGCGCUGCUGGUCACCGCUUGGUCGCUGACGAAAGGAAUGGACUGCCCGUCCAUCCCCAUCCCACUGGCAGAGGCUGUCGUGGAAGCACAUGGCUGUAUGACCAAGAUGGGCCGGCCGGUCAAGAACGAAGAGUAUGACAAAGUGCAGAGCUUCCUGAUGCAGUGUGCGGAGCGCCAGCAGCCAGGCAGCUCUAACCCACUCGUCUUCCUCAUGAUGGCCUGCUCUGACGCCAAGUACCUGGACGGGACGGCUGACUGCAUGUUCGGUCAAGAAGAGGCCAUAUUUAAAGAGUUGAACCUCGCUCCUGCGGAUAAACAAGGUGGCGAUCUCGUUUUUAAAUGUCUCAAGGACUUUCACGAAGACCUUGUCAAGAAGCGUCGCAAACCCUGACGACAUUUUGGAAAACAGCGGCAAGCUUUCAAGUCUGAAUAAAGAAGUUUACAUAACUCAACAA